CCUAUUUUCUGUUAUAAAAAACAGGCAGAAGAAAAACAAAGCAAAAAUAUUCUCUGUUUCUUCUCUCAUGAGCGGAGUGCGGUUACAAGAAAUUGUUUCAGGUUUGUUUAAAUACUCAGUUUGAUUGAUUAUGUCGUGAUUUCUCUGCUCUGUAAUAGUUAAAAUUGAUCUGAUGAUCCAUCAGAGCUUGAGUUAGGGUUAGGGUUAGGGUUUUCUCUUUCUUUCUGUUUUUGCAGCAUUUGCUUGUGUACAUGUUGGCCAUUAGGGCAGUGGGAAAAGGCAUUGGAGGAAAGAGAGAAACAUGCAUUAGGGUUUGAAUACGCCAGAGUGUUUUACUGUAAAGGUUUCUUCUCUUUUCUAUUCUUAGCUGGUAGGACAAAUUUAGGGCUUCAUUAAAGCGGCAAAGACAAGCAAAGCAGUCUAUUAGGUUAGAGCUUUAGGGGUUUUCGGAGCAAACAGUUUUCUUGGAUUGGAAGAAUUUUCGACAUGGCUGCAUCAUGGGCUGAUGCUGUAGCGAAUGAAGACUUGACUGGUAAAAAACCUAAUCGUGGUUCUAGGGAUUCUUAUGUGCCUCCUCAUCUUCGAAACAAGCCCCUCUCUGCUGAAGCAGCCCCUUAUACUAGCCCUAAUGCCAACCCUCAUGGUGCUUCUUCUGCUAAUGUACCUGCAAAAGUUGUAGGUUCUGCUUCCCCUUUUGAUAAUUGGCCGGGCUGGGACAUGGCGAACAUAAGCCCUAACUAUGGUAAUUACGGUAUUGUGGACAAUGUUCGCAACAAUCGCAUCAACGGAUGGAGCAAUAAUAGUAACAGGCAAGGGAGCUGGGAUCAUCGGGGUAGAGAGAGAGAGCCUUACCCAUUCGAGAAAGAGACUAGAGGUAGAGAAAGAGAGCCGAACCCAUUUGAGAAGGAGAGUGUUGAUAACGAAAACACAGGUAUUAAUUUUGAUGCCUACGAAGAUAUACCAGUUGAAACAACAGGAGAGAAUGUUCCUCCUCCCGUGAAUACUUUUGCAGAGAUAGAUUUGGUUGAGGCUCUUAACCAAAACAUUAGGAGGUGCAAUUAUGUGAAACCCACACCAGUUCAAAGACAUGCGAUCCCAAUCUGUUUGGCAGGUAGAGAUCUCAUGGCAUGUGCUCAGACUGGUUCGGGUAAAACAGCAGCCUUUUGUUUCCCUAUAAUUAGCGGGAUUUUGCGAUCAACCCCGUCCCAGAGGCCACGGGGAGCAAGAAUGGUGUAUCCUUCAGCUCUUAUCCUUUCGCCCACAAGAGAGCUUUCAUGUCAGAUACACCAGGAAGCUAAGAAGUUCGCCUAUCAAACAGGUGUCAAGGUGGUUGUUGCAUAUGGCGGGGCACCAAUCCAUCACCAGUUGCGGGAGCUGGAAAAGGGUGUUGACAUCUUAGUUGCAACACCGGGACGUUUGGUGGAUUUGCUUGAAAGAGCUAGGCUUUCAUUGCAAAUGGUUAAAUAUUUGGCUUUGGAUGAGGCGGAUAGAAUGCUGGAUAUGGGUUUUGAGCCUCAGAUUAGGAAGAUAGUCAAUCAGAUGGACAUGCCCCCUCCUGGUAUGAGGCAGACAGUACUUUUCAGUGCCACUUUUCCUAGGGAGAUACAGAGAUUGGCUGCGGAUUUUCUUUCGAAUUACAUCUUUCUAGCUGUUGGAAGGGUUGGUUCCAGCACUGACUUGAUAGUCCAAAGGGUUGAAUUUGUUCAAGAAAUGGAUAAGAGAAGCCACUUGAUGGAUCUUCUUCACGCCCAAGUAUCAAAUGGAGCACAAGGAAAGCAAGCCUUAACUUUGGUAUUUGUUGAGACAAAGAGAGGAGCAGAUUCACUGGAGCACUGGUUAUGUACAAAAGGGUUAUCUGCGACGGCUAUCCAUGGUGACAGAUCGCAAUAUGAGAGGGAGCAAGCACUCAGAUCCUUCAAGAGUGGUGCCACCCCUAUCUUGGUCGCCACUGAUGUUGCUGCUCGUGGUCUCGACAUACCUCAUGUUGCUCACGUCGUGAAUUUUGACCUCCCUAAAGACAUCGAUGACUAUGUUCAUCGCAUAGGGCGUACAGGUCGUGCAGGUAAGUCAGGGUUAGCAACUGCUUUCUUUAACGAAGCAAACAGCCCUUUAGCAAGGGCAUUGGCUGAUCUCAUGCAAGAGGCCAACCAAGAAGUGCCCUCUUGGCUCUCUCACUAUGCCAAUUCGAGAUCAAUGGGUUAUGGAGGAGGGAGAAACCGCAAGCCCGGUGGUCGGUUUGGAGGUCGUGAUUUUCGGAGGGGUAAUGACUACUAUUCUCACUCAUCAUACACUCCUCAUUCAUCAUAUGGUGGUGGCCCCAACCUGGGGGGUUAUUAUGCUUCUCCUGGCUACGGCGUUGUCGGUCCUGGACAUGCCAUGACCAGUGCGUGGGGGGAUUAGACCCCCAUGAUUUAGUAAUUCUUACUCUCUCUCUUCGUCUCUAUCUCUCUCUCAGGCCUAUUAUGGAGUUGGGUUCUGGCAAUGUCGUGACCGGUGAAUGGGGUCUGACCCAUGAUUAGGAAAAAGAAGAUAUCCUCUCUCUGUUCAGAUUAGGAAAAAGAAGAUAUCCUCUCUCUCUCUCGCUUUCUCUGGAAUUAUGUCUAAUGAAGUGAUAUUCAUAGACACUAGUAUUUUGGCAAUGAUCCUCUUUGCCCCUCGUUUAUUGGGGGAGCACUGGUGAUUCUAUAUUGACCACUUAUUUCGUUUACUACUAACUGGGAGUAUUUGGGGGGGAAGGGGUUUGGUUUUUUGUCCAUAGUCCAUACACAUAUCUUGUAUUAUGAAGAUGUUGAUAAAAAUGGACAAGAAAUUAAAUUUUGAACCAAAGA
Messenger RNA from Amborella trichopoda, 2828 nucleotides. RefSeq names its product DEAD-box ATP-dependent RNA helicase 37. NCBI's taxonomy places the organism in Eukaryota, Viridiplantae, Streptophyta, Magnoliopsida, Amborellales, Amborellaceae. Gene Ontology annotation, molecular function: nucleic acid binding; ATP binding; RNA helicase activity. The record is from RefSeq and is a predicted model, not a curated record.